This is a messenger RNA of Psylliodes chrysocephalus, 1585 nucleotides long. NCBI's taxonomy places the organism in Eukaryota, Metazoa, Arthropoda, Insecta, Coleoptera, Chrysomelidae. The record is from the annotation of a GenBank genome assembly.
UUUUGACGUUUGAAUUUGACGUUUAAUACCGCGUGUUAAGUCGAUAUCUAAACAUUUUCCGGGUUUUUCGUGAUUUUCAAGAACUUUUAUUAUUAAUAAUAUAAAAAUGAGUGGUGAUGGUAAACAACAAGAACAUUUCGAUACGUUAUUCCUAUCGAUCGCGCAACAUCAUCCCCAAGGGCCUACGCAGCUUUUGGAUACUUUUGUGAACUUUUUAAGUAGAAAAACUGACUUUUUCACUGGAGCGAAAGAAGGAGAGUGGGAAAAGUUGGUGUUGAACACUUUCAAAAAAUACGAAAAAUUGAGCAGGGAAAAUCACGAGGCGGAACUAAAAGAAAAACGGGAACAAGAAGCCCGUAAAAAAGCGGCGGCUGCCAAAAAAGCACAAGCCGAAACCGUUAAACCUGCUCAAAUUACAGAACUGACAGAGGAAGAGGCUGCUAAGCUUCAAGCUGAGCUUGACGCUAAGAAUAACGUCUCUUCUGCUAGUUCUUCGAGCACGCCUGUACCAACUCCUCCGGCCCCCCAAAAGAUUGAGGAAGACGAGGACGAAUCUGAAAAGGGCAAAUUGCUGCCUAACAAAGGAAAUGGAUGCGAUCUAGAGAAGUAUACCUGGACUCAAAAUUUAGGCGACAUUGAGUUACGGGUACCUUUAAAUGCGAGCUUCAGAGUAAAACAGAAGGAUCUGAUUGUGAAUAUGACGAAGAAACACUUGACUUGCGGCAUUAAGGGUCAACCGCCGAUCAUAGACGAUGAUUUUCUACACGAAAUCAAGUUGGAGGAGUCCAGUUGGGUGAUAGAGGAUGGGAAAAUGUUGCUAUUCACUUUUGAAAAGGUGAACAAGAUGAACUGGUGGAGCAAAAUAGUGAAGUCCGAUCCUGAGAUUAGCACGAAAAAAAUCAACCCGGAACCGUCGAAGUUGAGCGAUUUGGACGGAGAAACCAGAGGCAUGGUGGAAAAAAUGAUGUACGAUCAAAGACAGAAGGAGCUGGGUCUCCCCACUAGCGACGAACAGAAGAAACAAGACGUUCUGAAGAAGUUCAUGGAACAGCAUCCGGAAAUGGACUUUUCCAAAUGCAAAUUCAACUAAUUACUCAAUUUUCUUUAAGUUGUUGCACUUCAAAGCACAGAUAAUUUCCAUUUUUUUAUUAUUAUUUUUUCUCGCUUGGUAUUACAAUGGAUCCGCGUCAGUAGAUGCCAUUUUUGCGGUUGAAACUGCAGAUUAUAUUUGUUUUGAAGUUACCCGACUUUAAUUUUAUGUCAUUUAUCUUAUUUUUUCAAUCGUUUACUUUCGAUAAAUAAAUUAUUUCAUAUUUUUAUCGGUUGUAUAUUUAUUUAACUCUCGAAUAAAUACCCUUUAACUCUCAAAUAUUUAAAUGUCCUUUAAUUUUUGGCGUAUUUCUUUACUAUCUGCAAUUAAAUGUCGUCGAUAUGCAAAGCAAGAGCGUUUCAGAUCAAGAGGUACUUAACUCUCGAGCAAUUUUUAAAAAUAUUUCUUCUCUUCAGCGUUUGUAUUCUUAAAUUCUUGAGCAAAUAAUGAUCUCGUGCCUCGAGAUUUUAACUCUAGAAAUAACGAUAACUUUCC